This is a messenger RNA of Penicillium waksmanii, 489 nucleotides long. RefSeq names its product DUF3602 domain-containing protein. The transcript has a single exon. Lineage: Eukaryota; Fungi; Ascomycota; Eurotiomycetes; Eurotiales; Aspergillaceae. The coding region runs from base 1 to 489 and encodes 162 amino acids. The record is from RefSeq and is a predicted model, not a curated record.
AUGCCCGCCUCAAAUUACCGCGUUAUUGAGCCGCAUCCUUCGGUGCCUCAUACCAGUCGACCUGCCGUUUACACUGGCCGUGGAGGAUCCGGAAAUAUCAUCAGUUUGAAGAAUACCAAGACCACCGACUCUCGCACCGCCACAGGCCCUGCCUCAUUGACACGCCUGGACUCGCGCGCUCCCACGACCUUUACUUCCGGCCGUGGUGGUGCCGGCAACGUCCACAGCUCCAGUGAACGCGCUAUGUUCAGCUUCGAUGAAGAACUCGAGCGCGAUCUUCGCCGCGCUGCCCCAGUUUACCACGUCGGUCGUGGUGGUGCCGGCAACAUGAUGUACCGAGACGACGCCAGCAAUUGCAGCUUGAGUCGCAAGUACUCCUCCACCAGCACCAACACCGCCAGCAGUUCCGGCUCCGUUGCCGACCGCGCUCGCGACAUGGCCCGCCGGGGCCUCGAAAAGGGCUGGGGCAAGCUGAAGGGUGCUGCUUAA